Messenger RNA from Tetrahymena thermophila SB210, 963 nucleotides. Its product is annotated as casein kinase. Gene Ontology annotation, molecular function: ATP binding; protein serine/threonine kinase activity. The transcript has 2 exons. NCBI's taxonomy places the organism in Eukaryota, Ciliophora, Oligohymenophorea, Hymenostomatida, Tetrahymenidae. Gene Ontology annotation, cellular component: nucleus; cytoplasm. Gene Ontology annotation, biological process: signal transduction; peptidyl-serine phosphorylation; endocytosis. The record is from RefSeq and is a predicted model, not a curated record.
AUGGAAUUUUAGUCAGAUUCUGAAUCGGUUGCUUCAGUACAACCGCCAGUAAUAGAAAAAAAGAAUAGUUUAGGAAAAACUUUUAGAUUUAUAGAAAAAAUCGAUGCAGGCUCCUUCGGAGAGAUAUAUCACGCAAAAGAUUUAGAUACAGAUACAAAUGUUGCAAUUAAAUUAGAAAAAACUGAUUCAAAAUAAAAACUACUUUGCUAUGAAGCUAAAAUAUUAUAAUUUUUAAAUAAUCACAAAAAUUGCAUAGGAUACCCAAAAGUUUAUUAUUGCUCAACAGAAGAGCCUUAUAAUGUCAUGGUAACUGAAUUAUUAGGUCCUUCAUUAGAAGAUUUAUUUAAUAUUUGCGGAAGAAAAUUUUCAGCAAAAUCUGUAGCCCUAAUUGGAUUGUAGCUUAUUGAAAGGUUAGAGUUUUUACAUAAAUGUUACUACAUUCACAGAGAUAUUAAGCCAGAUAAUAUUUGCAUAGGAUUGGGAAAAAAUAGCAAAACUUUAUAUCUUAUUGACUUUGCUUUUUCCAAAAGAUUCAUUUAAAAAGACGGUUCACACAUCCCUUUCUAAGAAGGAAAAUUUUUCACUGGAACUGCACGUUAUGCAUCAAUCAAUGCAUAAAAGUAUUUUGAGCAGAGUAGGAGAGAUGAUCUAAUUUCAUUGGGCUAUUCUUUGGUAUAUUUAAUGAGGGGUAGAUUACCAUGGCAAGACUAUAAAGUUUUGCAAAAGAAAGAAAAAUAUGAAAAAAUAUUAGAAAAGAAAUAAAACUUAAAUUUAGAAUAGCUAUGUGCUAAGCUUCCUGAAGAGUUAUUUGAAUAUAUGAAAUAUUGUACAUCACUUGAAUUUGAAUAAAAGCCUGAUUAUAUUUACAUAAAAAAUCUAUUUAGUGAAAUGGUUAAAAAGUAUAAUUUAGAUAAAAAUGAAGAUUUUGAUUGGAAUAUUGUUGCAUAAGAAGUAGAAUAUUGA